GCUAGUCAAAGGUUAAAGGUAAAGAAACAAAAUGGCGGCGACCAAACGUGUGCUUUAUGUCGGCGGUUUAGCAGAAGAAGUGGAUGAGAAAGUGCUGCAUGCGGCCUUCAUUCCGUUCGGAGACAUUACGGAUAUUCAGAUCCCCCUGGAUUAUGAAACCGAGAAGCACCGUGGUUUUGCUUUCAUCGAGUUCGAGCUUGCUGAGGAUGCUGCAGCGGCCAUCGAUAACAUGAACGAGUCGGAGCUCUUCGGCCGCACCAUCAGAGUAAACGUCGCCAAACCCAUGAGGAUUAAAGAGGGCUCGUCUCGACCUGUCUGGUCUGAUGAUGAUUGGCUGAAAAAGUUCUCGGGGAAGACGGCAGAGGAGACAGAGGAGGCGGAGCCAGCGGGAGACGGCAACAAAACCAUGACCCAGGAGGGAGAGCCGCCUGCUAAGAAGGGCAGAGCGAACCCGCAGGUCUACAUGGACAUCAAGAUCGGUAACAAACCUGCAGGAAGACUGCGCAUGUUACUCCGAGCUGACGUGGUGCCCAUGACUGCAGAGAACUUCCGCUGCCUGUGUACGCACGAGAAAGGCUUCGGCUUCAAAGGCAGCAGCUUCCACAGGAUCAUCCCUCAGUUCAUGUGUCAGGGCGGAGACUUCACCAACCACAACGGCACCGGCGGCAAAUCCAUCUACGGACGCAAGUUCGACGACGAGAACUUUGUGCUGAAACACACCGGCCCAGGUCUUCUCUCAAUGGCGAACUCCGGGUCAAACACGAACGGCUCGCAGUUCUUUCUCACUUGUGACAAAACAGACUGGCUGGAUGGCAAACACGUGGUGUUCGGAGAGCUGCUGGAGGGCAUGGACGUCCUACGGGCCAUGGAGGCUCAGGGAAGUAAAGACGGCAAACCCAAACAGAAGGUGAUUAUAUCUGAUUGUGGGGAGUAUGUCUGAGAAACCUGGACCUGUGUGUGUGUGUGUGUGUGUGUGUGUGUGUGUGUGAGAGAGAGAGAGUGUGUGUGUAUUUGGUGUGAAUAGCAGGAACUGUGUCAUGUCACUCAACUCAGUCAAACUCUUCUGGUUUAUACAGAUGCUUCUUUUGUAUGAUGGAUUUGUAAAUAUCUAAUAAAUUUUUAUAAUGAAAUUUGGCUUUUUUUUUAACCAGGAUCUUCAGUCUUUAUUAAAAAACCCAAAACGUGAAAUUGAUUUGCUUUCACAGCCAGUGUGAGGAUGUUAACAAGUCAGUGAUUUUGUGAAUCUGACCAAUCAGGGUUAAAAGACUGGACCUUUACACACUAACUCUUUCUCCUUUGAUAGACUGCUGCUCCUUUUAUCCUAUUUUAAAGGCUAACCUUAUUGAAGUUACAGCUUUGUUUGGGAUCGCUUUCUUUCAAGUCAUUGUUAUGGACAGAAUGAGUUUCACAAAACAUUGCAAGUAAUCUGUCAAUAAAGCAUUGAUCAAACUCAUUACUACUUAGGAUUUGAAGUGGAGCAGGUCUCCAUAUGCUGUCCGUACGUCAUAAAGCGAACGUAGGAUAUGGAUUUCCCAACUAAAAGCAUUUUCAUAAAACGUUCCUUGUGCAACAUUCCUGCAAGGGAUUUACAGAUAGUCCAAAGUUAAUUCUCAUACUUGCUUACUACCUACAUACACUAUAUAAAAGUUUUGGGACAGCAUACCAAGACAUUUUGUAUAAUUUCAUACUCCCAACUUUGUGGGAACAGUUUGGGGAUGACCCCUUCCUGUUCCAACAUGACUGCACACUAGUGCACAAAGCAAGGUCCAUAAAGACAUGGAUGAGUGAGUUUGGUGUGGAGGAACUUGACUGACCUGCACAGUGUCCUGACCUCAACCCCAUAGAACCUUUUGGGAUGAAUUAGAGCAGAGACUGUGAGCCAGACCAAAAUUGGGACAUCUACCUUUCCAUGCACAUGAAUGUAAUAUGGAGUUGUCCCGCCCUUUGCAGCUAUAACAGCUUCAACUCUUCUAAGAAAGGCUUUCCACAAGGUUUAGGAGUGUGUUUAUGGGAAUUUAUGACCAUUCCUAUAGAAGCACAUUUGUGAGGUCAGGCACUGAUGUUGGACGAGAAGGUCUGGCUCUCAGUCUCCACUCUAAUUCAUCCCAAAGGUGUUCUAUGGGGUUGAGGUCAGGACUCUGUGAAGGCCAGUCAAGUUCCUCCACACCAAACUCACUCAUCCAUGUCUUUAUGGACCUUGCUUUGGUCACUGGUGAAGCAUGAAGCUGUCAGCAUGAAGCAUGACAGCAGUGGAGACUUUCCGGUACUUUGGUGUCCAUUUCCUUUGGUGUCCAUUGGUUAUGUUGUUGUUAUGAAUAUGAAUACUUUUUAAAGCUAGUAUGAGGACAUCUAUGCAUUGCUUUAAUUGCAGUUAGUUGUGUCUGUUCUUACAAGUUGGUUCAGUGAUCAGAUUAAGUUAAGGCCAGACCAUAAAUCUCUACACCAAGUAUUAACUGCAAAUAUUUUACAUGUAGUACUUAUCAAAACUGAACCAAAUCCUAUAUUUCUAGAUAUAUACUUUGAGGAGAAUUUGUUAAAUAACUCCCGACCUUUUUUCAGCCAUACACCAACUGCAAACCCAUUUGACUUAUGUAAAUUUUUACAGAAAAUAGGCAAGGAUGUCAAGUCUGAAAGAAGACAUUAAUAAUAGAAAAGGAUUCGGGCCCCUAUAGGUUUUUUAUGCUGUGGGUCAGGGGCAAUGUUGUGGAUUCUGACUUAAAAUUGUAAGUUUGGUUAAAUGGAAUGGCAUAUCUCAGAUCUCACUGUGUUGUAUAAUGGGAGUACUCAGAGAAAAACAAAAAGGGCAUAUUAACUGAAACAUUGCAUAAGCAUUAACAGGGAAAUCUAAAGAAUGAUCAAAGCUUCUUUAAACGUCAAAUAAAUAUUUUAAAAACAGCACAAACUCACUUCAAAAUUGGUCAAUAAAAAUGUGACAAGCAGAAACUAAAUCAGACCAGUGGGUUCUGACGACAGCAUCACAGGGGUACAAAUUUCAGUUCUGCUGUCAGCACCCAGUCUUUUUGGGACUCAUUGCAUCACCAAAUUCAUCAUCUCUCUCUCGGUCUGCAGCCUAUCUGAUAUGUUCUACUGCUGGUUGACAUUGACUGGUUGACUGGUUGGUUGACAUUGUAGGUGAGGCUGUAAAGGCUAGGCCUGCUCCUGGUUUGCAUUUUUGUGUUUUACCAGGAAGUUGAUAUCUAGAUGGUUUUGGCAUGAUGCCUUCACCAUGAAUAUUUUUUGUUUUGCUUUUUGUUUUCAGAACUUCACCUUAUCCAACAUUUGACUUUUAAAUCAGACCUUGGUUUUGACCUGCCAUGCCCUUUCUUAGUCGCGGCCUGCAACAAUUUUUUUUUUUUUUAAAUCUGUUUUGGGGGAAAUGUUUUGCUUAAAAAGUGUGCUUGUGGUGUAUUUCUAAAUAAAUGGCACUUUGUUUGAGAGUGUUUUGUAAUGCAAUGAAAUGUGUACACAAACUCUAAGUCGCAAGAUGGAACUAGAGGGUAUUGUAUGCUGCUUGUGUUCUGCAAAUAGUUUUCGAGGUGUGAUUGUAGUAAAUUUGUUAUGCCUCUUUGUGCUAAAGACUUUACAUUGUGUACACACAAGAAAUGUAAAUGUAUUCAGACCUUUCUUUUUGAUGUACCCCAGCACCAAACUCGUUUGAUUUAGUUAAAACUUUUAUGGAAAAUGGGCAGACAAGGACAUGGCAUUUUGCAUAGAUCAUCAAGUUAGAAGGAAAACAAAUAGCAGCCCAGCUAAUGACAUUUAGUCUACACUUUAGUGUGAUAUAGGAAAUAUAUGCUGUGCAAAAUCCAGUUAAGGAAGUGUAUGUUGUGCAAAUAUGUCCAGAAAAGUCCAAGUGGUAAAUGUCGCCCUGGAUGUAGGAAGAAGCUCCUCCUCAUUCUCUCUGUUUUUGAUUUCACUAUCUUCUUCUGGCUCUGGUCCAGCAGGAUGCUGUUGUAAGAAUAAUAAAACGAUGAGGUCGCCGAAGAUCUUAAUGAAGAAGUUUAUAGCAGUGUCGCAGUGACAAAAUGCAUGAAGUACUUUGGGUUCAUCGGAGUCAGAAAGAAUGCAGGACAAAUCCUGCUCACACAUUUUAUACAGCGUUUCCCAUGUGUCAAUUAAAUGAGUUUUACUUUAAAUGUAAAUUAGUGUAAGAACUGUGUAUCACCCAAAUGGCCAUGUGAUACUAUCGUCUAGCUGGAUGUCCUGAAAUGGUAAUCACAGUCGCGUACACCUUGGCUUGGUAUUGUUACAGGUGUUAUCAUGCAAAUGGUCGGACGAUACUAAAUGGAAAUCACGGUCACAUAUACCCUUUUGUUCAUUGAUGGUCGUUGAUGCCUUGUUGCUAUUCCCAUACUAAUAAUGUCACGUCAUGUCAUGUCAUUGUCUCCCACUUAUCCGUAGCCGGGUCGCGGGGGCAGCAGUCUAAGCAGGGAUGCCCAGACUUCCCUCUCCCUAGCCACUUCCUCCAACUCUUCCGGGAAAUUCUGACAGGCUGAAACUGACAGGCCUUCCUCAUUAGGACCAUAACAGAUUGUGCAUGAUCUGAACACCAAAGUAUCGGAAACUGUUCACUCUCUCCACUGGGGUCUCAAUGAUCCUGAGGGGGUAGUAGCUCCUCUCCUGCUUUAUGCUAAAAUCCACAAUGAAAUCCUCCUUUCACUUUCUGACCUUCAGGAGGAGGUUGUUUUCCUGGCACCAAUUCUCCAGCCUUUUAAACUCCUCCAUAUAGGUCUUCUCAUUGUUCUCAGAGAUAAUGCAGACUUAUCAGUGGUGGCAGAGAUGGAAGUGUCCACAGAGUCAUACAGUGCUGUGAAAAGGUUUUUGCCCGCUUCCUGUUUUUUUUUUUUUUUUUUGUCUCACUUAAAUGAUUCAAAUCAUGAAACAAAUUUUAAUAUUACACAAAGAUAAGGCAAGUAAAUACAAAAUGCAGUUUUUAAACGAUUAUUUCAUGGCACUACGUGAAAAAGUAAUUGCCUCCUAAAUCUAAUAACUGGUUGUGCCAACCUUUGCAGCAACAACUGCAAUCAAGCAUUUGCAAUAACUGGCAGUGAGUCUUUCACGUCACUGUGAAGGAAUUUUGGCCCACUCUUCUUUGCAGAAUUGUUUUAAUUCAGCCAAAUUUGAGGGUUUUCGAGCAUGAAUGGACUGUUUAAGGUCAUGCCACAGCAUCUCAAUUGGAUUCAAGUCCUGACUUGGCCACUCCAAAACCUUAAUUUUGUUUUUCUUGAGGCAUUCAGAAGUGGACUUGCUGGUGUGUUUGGGAUCAUUGUCCUACUGCAUAACCCAAGUGCGCUUGAGUGUGAGGUCGGACGGCCGGACAUUCUCCUUCAGGAUUUUCUGACAGAGUGCAGAAUUCAUGGUUCCAUCAGUUAUGGCAAGUCGUCCAGGUCCUGAAGCUGCAGAGCAUUCCCAGACCAUCACACUGCCACCACCAUGUUUGACUGUUUGUAUGAUGUUCUUUUUAUGAAAUGUUGUGUUGGUUUUACUCCAGAUGUAACAGGACACACACCUUCCAAAAAGUUCAACUUUUGUCUCAUCAGUCAACAGAAUAUUUGCCCAAAAGUCUUGGGGAUAAUCAAGAUAUUUUUUGGCAAAUGUGAGAUGAGCCUUUGUGUUCUUUUUGGUCAGCAAUGGCUUUUGCCUUGGAACUCUCCCAUGGAUGCCAUUUUUGCCCAGUCUCUUUCUUAUUGUUGAAUCAUGAACACUGCCCUUAAUUGAGGCAAGUGAGGCCUGCAAUUCUUACAUGUUGUUCUGGGUUCUUUUAUGACCUCCUGGAUGAGUCGUCGUUGCGCUCUUGGAGUAAUUUUGGUAGGCCGGCCACUCCUGGUAAGGUUCACUGCUAUUCCAAGUUUUCUUCAUUUGUGGACAAUGGCUCUGACCAUUGUUCACUGGAGUCCCAAAGGCUUAGAAAUGGCUUUAUAACCCUUUCCAGACUGAUACAUGUCAACUAUUUUGUUUCGCAUGCUUCACUUUGUCUCACAGGUUUUAUUGAAGUGAUUUCUUGAUUCAACAGGUCUGGCAGUAAUCAGGCCUGGGUAUGUCUAGUGAAAUUUAACUGAGCUUUCUAAAACAAUGUGCUUAAUCACAUUACUUUCAUCAUUUAACAGGAGAGGGCAAUCCAUUUAUCACAUAGGGCCAGGUAGGUUUGGACAGCUUUUUUUGCCUUAAUAAAUGAAAUCAUUAUUUAAAAACUGCAUUUUGUAUUUACUUGCAUUAUCUUUGUGUAAUAUUAAAAUUCUGAUCUGAAUAUUUUAAGUGUGAGAAAUAUGCAAAAAAUUAAAAAAAAAACAGGAAGGGGGCUAAUACCUUUUCACAACACUGUAUGCGUACUGUAAGAAGGGGGCUCAGGACACAAUCCUGUUGGGGUUCCACUGACUAAAUCCCACUACCUUUAACUUGGUGGUGAGUUUGGAGGCAAUAAUGGUGUUAAACUGUCAACAAACAGCAUUUCAACAUAAUUUCCUUUCCUGCUGUCCAUAUGGGUCAUGGCUAUUUGUAGGAAGUAUACAAUGGCAUCCUCUGUAGAGUGAUUGGGAUGAAAUGCGAACUGUAAUGGGUCCAAUGUGUCAGGGAGUGAAGAGGUGAUGAAGCCUCUGAUCAGCCUUUCAGAGCACAUCCCAGCUUAAGUCAGGGCUACUGGGCGAUAGCCAUUGAGGCAGGUGGGCUGAGCUUUCUUUGGUACUGGUUGAAGUUUGUGGGGAUAACUUACUGUUCCAGUGAGAGUUUGAAUAUCUUUGAACACUGGUGCUAGAUGAUCAGCCUGAGAAGCCAGUCUUGUCCAACUGCUUUCCUGUUUACUCUUCAUGCCGUACUCCAAGAUGGUGAAAACAUUCCCAGCCCUCUUCUUAUGCAUACUCCCAUUAACACUGCUGGCAGUGUUAGCACUACUAGCUCUGUUAGCCCUGUUAGCCGCAGAUUUAAAGCGAGCCCAUCAAGAGGCAACAAGCUACAUCUUGUUCUCAUACAAAUGGUUCCUGUGUGGCACCACCAAGAAGCAGGGCCAUCAGCGAUAUGCACUUCUGCAAUUUAAGGCCUCACUAAUUACCUUCCAGAUUCUACAAGGUUACAAUUUGUCCUUCACCUGCAGUAAAAAAAAAAAAAAAAAAAAUCACCACUCCAUUUUAAUUUAUGCAAAUUUCUAUGAAAAGGUAGAGAAACAAAGACGUCAUAAAUCAAGUUAUUUAUCCAGAUUGCAGAAUGUCUUCGAAGAACAGUGACAUCACAAAGUUGCAACAUUUGAUUCUUUGACUCCUUAACAUUUCAGGUAUGUUCCAAAUCUGAUUUAAUUCCUACUGCUUAAUAAAUGGAAAUAUUUUACAUAGAUUUAGCAUUGUCUUUAGAAGAUUAGUGUUCUUUAGAGCCAGGCUAUACUGAUAUUUUUGCUCUAGCAAGUGAUUGAGGUUUUAGAAACACAAAUUACAGCAUACAUGUUUGAACAAGAAGCAUCUUUGAUUAAGAAUUUUGAUCAGUUAAUUUCAUGUAAUAUGUCAUAGGACAUUUAUUUUCCAUUUUAGCUUGCUCACGAAGUGUCCAAAUCUACAUCUUUGCAACAAUGUCUAUUAAUAAAAGAGCUAUAUAAAUAAAAUUUAAUGCAAUUAAAUAUAGGUGUACAUACAAGCAAGUAAUGUAGCGUUGAAUGUUUUUAUGGAGGUAUACAGACAUUAUUCAGUUGGAUAAAUCACAUUAAAUUCACGUUUUAACAUAAAAACAAACUUUGUAAAGAUAAAGCAUAUUAAAUAAUCAAAGUAGCUUACAGCAGAUCAUUUAUUGACUUAUUCUAAAUUAUGUUAUUCUAAAUUUUAUUUAUGUAUUAUAUUCUAUUUUAUUUCUUGAUUUUUAGUGAGGUUUUUUGGUGAAAUCAGUGAUGGAUCAGCAUCUGUUCAUACUUCUGUUUUUCACAGGAAUUGUUCCCUGUGUCCUGUCUGUGACCCGUAAGUAUUAUCUGGUCCAGCAGGGAAGAAGUUGGACUGAUGCUCGGCUUUACUGCCAAGCCUUACACACAGACCUGGCUAUCAUCAGAAAUAGCAACAACAUGAUUAGGCUUCAGAAUGAAGCACAGACUCAAAAGUUCCGUUCGGCAGCUUGGAUUGGAAUGUACAGUGAUAUUUACAGCUGGCGCUGGACUUCUGAAAAUCAAUCAGUGGUCAAUUUUAGAUCUUGGGAUGUGGGAGAGCCUAACAACAGGAACGGAGUUCAAAACUGUGGUGCAGUAAUUCCCUGGGGUUGGUGGGAUCUGGUGUGUACAGAAACACGCCCCUUUUUGUGCUUUGACG
Molecule: messenger RNA, 8273 nt
Organism: Hemibagrus wyckioides
Lineage: Eukaryota; Metazoa; Chordata; Actinopteri; Siluriformes; Bagridae
Gene: ppie
Product: peptidylprolyl isomerase E (cyclophilin E)
Exons: 11
Coding region: 32-940 (302 amino acids)
Biological process (GO): protein folding; protein peptidyl-prolyl isomerization
Cellular component (GO): intracellular membrane-bounded organelle
Molecular function (GO): RNA binding; peptidyl-prolyl cis-trans isomerase activity
Source: RefSeq, a predicted model, not a curated record